This is a messenger RNA of Spinacia oleracea (spinach), 1088 nucleotides long. RefSeq lists its product as uncharacterized. The record is from RefSeq and is a predicted model, not a curated record. The coding region runs from base 127 to 642 and encodes 171 amino acids. Lineage: Eukaryota; Viridiplantae; Streptophyta; Magnoliopsida; Caryophyllales; Amaranthaceae. The transcript has 3 exons.
AUAAACUUGUAUCAAUAACUACACUUAUAGUAUAAGGUAAAGGAAACAAUAUAAUGGCAUCGGUGCAACAAUUUUCCGACAAGGAGAAAGCAGCAAUCGGAGAGGCAAUGAGGGAGGCAAAAAAACAUGAAUGCAAAUGCGGCGUCGAGCCAAAAUGUCCCGGUUACGGUUAUUGGCGUUAUAAAGAAUCUCAACUCUACCGAAAUUGAGCGUUUGGGAGAAGAAUGGAGCUGGAUGGGAUUAUUCGAGGAUCUCCCUCCAAAAAAAAUUGAGAAAAAUGGUAUUGGUUCGUUUAAGCACACGGGUGGGCCUGGCCUGUACCAGUGCAGUGGCGCAUUCAAGUAUUGUUCUGUUUUGGGCCCAAAUCCUCAACUUGGAUGGAUCUUGGCUUGGGAGAAGCAUAGGAGCACAGCAAUUCCUGGAAAGGUGUACGUGGAAGCUGGGACUCUAGACAGGAUCAAUAAGCUAACGGUGAUAUACAUUAGAAAAAAACUAUAUGCAUCCGGCACUAUUAGUCGAUACUGGGAUAGCGACACAGGUGCCUCAGUCGUUGCUGAAAUCAGUGCAUGCACAAAUCCCGCCGGGGGUUUGGUAGCUAUCAGCUUUGAUCAGUCAUCAUUUAAUAAUCUGUUUUCUCUAUAAGCACCUACUCCCUCCGUCCCGGAAUACUCGACCCGGUUUGACCGGUACAGAGUUUAAGGGACUUGAAUUGACUUAUUUAAUUUAAUAGGUAGUAGUUGAUAGUGGGGUAUUAUUUUAAUGUAGUUAGUGGGAAAUGAGAGUAGGUGUUGAAUUUUUAAUUAUUUUUUGUAUGGAGUAGGGGGUAGGUGGGUUAAUAGGGAUGGAGUGAGAAAUAAUAUUAUAUUGUUAGUGUAUUUCCAUUUUUAGAAACAGGUCAAGUAUUAAGGGACGGCCCGAUAAGGAAAACAGGUCAAGUAUUCCGGGACGGAGGGAGUAUUAUUUACUACGUAUCAACCUAUUAUAUACUCGUACUACUACGUAUAAUAUGUACACUAUAUAUAUGCGGCUAGAGUGCUAGCUUUAUAUAUAUUGGAAUAAAUAAACAACGCUAUCCCCUUGGUUUUGUA